This is a messenger RNA of Phoenix dactylifera (date palm), 1488 nucleotides long. Its product is annotated as protein STRICTOSIDINE SYNTHASE-LIKE 3-like. Lineage: Eukaryota; Viridiplantae; Streptophyta; Magnoliopsida; Arecales; Arecaceae. The record is from RefSeq and is a predicted model, not a curated record. Gene Ontology annotation, cellular component: endomembrane system. Gene Ontology annotation, molecular function: hydrolase activity.
UACCUACCCCGGUCAGCUGCUGCUGCUCGCCUAACUCCAGUCUUCCACGCCUGCUCGCAGUCCAUAAUAUCCGGUGCCCCAAACGCGGGGAGACAUACCUCGUAAUCCCCACCGCUCCUGCCCGCCUCGUAAACCUCUGGUGAUGGCGCCACUGGGAAUCGUCCUGGCCGGAGCGUUCCUCCUGGCGGCGCUCUACUGCGGGACGGACCCUCUUGGCCACAGCUCCAUGGCCGACUACCCGGGCUUCGAGGCGUACCCGGUGGAGCUACCGCCGUGGUCGGAGCUCCCUACUGCGCGGGACCCUGAGGACCGGCUCCAGCGGGCGGAGAUCCGCUUCGUCGGCCAGAUCCAGGGUCCCGAGAGCGUCGCCUUCGACCCUCUCGGCCGCGGGCCCUAUACGGGAGUCGCCGACGGGCGCGUCCUCUUCUGGAACGGCCACUCCUGGUCCGACUUCGCCUACACCUCGCCCAUCAGAUCGGAGUUAUGUGACCCGAAACCAUCACCUUUGAGUUACUUGAAAAAUGAGCAUAUCUGCGGGCGACCACUGGGUCUUCGAUUUGACAAGAAAACUGGAGAUUUAUACAUUGCUGAUGCCUAUUUUGGGUUGUUGAAGGUAGGCCCAGAAGGUGGCCUGGCAACACCACUAACCACAGAGGCAGAAGGGGUCCAGUUAAAUUUCACAAAUGAUUUGGAUAUAGAUGAGGAAGGGAAUAUUUAUUUUACCGACAGUAGCACAAAUUACCAGAGGAGGAAUUUCAUGCAACUUGUGUUCUCUGGCGAGCCUUCAGGGAGGCUUUUAAAAUAUAACCCAGUUACAAAUGAAACAACAGUCCUCCUUCGAAACCUCCAAUUUCCUAAUGGGGUUUCUCUUAGCAAGGAUGGAUCAUUUUUUGUCUUCUGUGAAGGAUCGCGGGGCAGGUUGAGUAGAUACUGGUUGAAGGGAGAAAAAGCUGGAACUUCGGACAUUUUUGCUAUCUUACCUGGAUUCCCGGAUAAUGUGAGAACUAAUGAGAAGGGUGAAUUCUGGGUGGCAAUUCAUUGCCGCCGCACAGUCUAUGCACAUCUUAUGGGUCGGUAUACCCGAUUGAGGAAGUUUUUGCUAAAGCUUCCCAUCCCAGCGAAGUAUCAGUAUCUGAUGCAAAUUGGAGGCAGACUUCAUGCAUUGAUCAUCAAGUACAGUCCAGAUGGGAAGUUGCUGGAAAUUCUGGAGGACAGGAAAGGGAAGGUGGUGAGAGCAGUGAGCGAAGUGGAGGAGAAGGAUGGGAAGCUUUGGAUUGGAUCUGUUCUUAUGCCAUUUAUUGCUGUGUACUGAUCAUGUCCAGUUAAUAUUUUUUUCCUGUUGUUGUGUAUACAGCAUCACAUGGUAAUAUGCUGUUUAAUCUACUUGAUCGGACUCAUGCAGCAUGUCAUAUAUAUAUAUAUAUAUAUAGAUAGAUAUGUUACAGAUGGGAGGAUAUUGAUAUUUCAUUUGGUAAUUGUUUUCCCAUC